Messenger RNA from Arabidopsis thaliana (thale cress), 950 nucleotides. Its product is annotated as TPRXL. Bases 37 to 675 code for a protein of 212 amino acids. Lineage: Eukaryota; Viridiplantae; Streptophyta; Magnoliopsida; Brassicales; Brassicaceae. The record is from RefSeq and is marked reviewed. The transcript has a single exon.
AGUAAACCGGAAAAUACACUGGGAAAACUCAAGAAAAUGGACAUGAAAUUCGCCAAAACCGGGAGAUGUAUGCUCACAAUCAUUUUCUGCCUUCUGGUAUCAUCAAUUUCAGAGGCUGCACAAGUAACCAAAAUCACCACACCAUUAGAACCAACAGGAGGAGUAAGCGUGAACCAGAACCAACCAAUUCUUGGUCAACCUUCUUCUUCUUCACCUGUAAACCAGCCUUUAACCGGGUUAAGCCAACCAUUAAUCGGAUUCAAUCAACCUUCAUCAACUGGUUUGAAGCAACCAAUUCUUGGUCAGCCAUCUACUUCUUCUUCGGUAAACCAGCCUUUAACCGGGAUAAAUCAACCAUUAACCGGAUUUAAUCAGCCAUCAUCAACUGGACUCAACAAUCCAAUUCUUGGUCAGCCAUCUACUUCUUCUUCCCUUAACCAACCUUUAACCGGGUUUAAUCAACCAUCAUCAACUGGAUUCAACCAACCGAUUUCUUCGUCUUCUUCUUCAUCAUCAUCUGCUCAAAAUCAACCCUUUACGAAUCGACUCAACCAGAACAAUCUCUCUGGCGUUCCAUUUCUUAAUGGAAAUUCAAAGUUGAAGGUCUCCGGCACAAAGAUUAUCUUUAUCUGGAUUGGUCUUUUCCUUGCUUUGCACGGUACUGACAGGAACUGAACCCUACACAUCCUAUGGAGUUUCAUCAAUGUAUAAUUUUCAUUAUAUUUGUUCCAUAACUUUUCUUAUUGUUCUGUCUUGGGUUCUAGUUUAAGAGUGUGUAUGUAUGUAUAAUUACUGAAAUGUUAUUCUUCUUCUUUUUGUUAUUUGCUGAGUGUUAGAUCCGGUUUUAACUCCAGUUCCGGUUCAGUCUAAUUUGGUUUUUCUCUUUUCCGAUAUAUGGAAUCAUGGAGUGUAUUAUGAAGCAAACUAAAACCAACAUAUGAUAUAGAAAA